ACGAUCCUACAGAACACGACGGCAAUGCCUUUCCGUGUGUACGGGAAUAAGUACCGAUGUUUCUACUGCACCUCAAGUUUCAGCCAUUCGGUAGAGUUGAGGGAACACACGAAGACCCACGAAAACGUUAACUUAGUUAAAACUAUCAGAACUAGUGUCACGACCCUAGUUGCGAAACUAGAUAUAGCCGAAAUGAGUUGCAAACUAUGCUCUCAAGAAUUAAAAGAUUUGGGGCAGUUAUUAGAACAUCUACAGAAUUACCACGAAGUAAAGUGUAGCCUUGAAGCGUCAGAUUACAUAUUGUGCUUCAAAUUAUCAGACGAAGAUCUCAGAUGUUUGAUAUGCGAUGAGAGCUUCUCAUACUUUGGCCCGUUACUGCUCCACACCCAUAGACUGCACAACCAAAGGCCGUACAUUUGCGAAAUAUGUGGCGUCAGUUUUGGCGCUAAGAAUGCUUUAGAAAAACACUCACAAAGCGUACAUCCAACGAAGAGUUACCAGUGUCGACAUUGCGAGAAAACAUUCACUGCGGUCCACCGUAGGGACAACCACGAAAAACGUAUCCACGAUGAAAGCGAACGGAAAUGCCAUAUCUGCUCUGAAGUUCUAGGAAGUAUUUAUAUUAGGGACACGCAUUUAGCUACAGUGCACAAUAUUUGGAAAUCAGAAUUUAAAUGUGAAGAGUGUUCACAGAUGUUUAGGCACAAAUAUCUUCUGGUCACUCACAAAAAGAGGGUUCAUUUGAAAGAGAAGAAUAUGACGUGUGAAGUGUGUGGAGACAAGUUCUUCGACAAACGUCUGUUGAAGUUACACAUGGUGCGGCAUAGCGACACCAAACCGUUCAAGUGUGAGACGUGCCAGAAGAGAUUCCUAAGAAAACGGGGGCUCGAAAUUCAUACUAGAAUACAUACGAACGAUAGACGGUAUGCUUGCAAACAUUGCUCUAAGGCCUUCGUUCAAAUGGCCAGUCUGAAAUGUCAUAUGCGGCUGCACCACGAAAACUCUUAGAAUUGACAGGUCCGUUACAUUUUUAGGAGAUUCUUAAUUUUUUUUAACCCAAAUCUUGAAAGGCUUAACAUAUUUUAAGUAGUUGACAAUGCACAAACAGAUUUUCAUGUACGAAGAAUUAUGCAGUUUCUAAGAAGAAAAUUUUCCUUUCAGGAAGAAAAGGUGUUGUCAAGAAAAGGGAACGUAUUUGUAAAG
Messenger RNA from Ostrinia furnacalis (Asian corn borer), 1203 nucleotides. RefSeq names its product zinc finger protein 226-like. Gene Ontology annotation, molecular function: RNA polymerase II cis-regulatory region sequence-specific DNA binding; DNA-binding transcription repressor activity, RNA polymerase II-specific. The transcript has a single exon. Bases 25 to 1008 code for a protein of 327 amino acids. Gene Ontology annotation, cellular component: nucleoplasm. NCBI's taxonomy places the organism in Eukaryota, Metazoa, Arthropoda, Insecta, Lepidoptera, Crambidae. Gene Ontology annotation, biological process: regulation of transcription by RNA polymerase II. The record is from RefSeq and is a predicted model, not a curated record.